Molecule: messenger RNA, 2670 nt
Organism: Symbiodinium sp. CCMP2456
Lineage: Eukaryota; Dinophyceae; Suessiales; Symbiodiniaceae
Source: the annotation of a GenBank genome assembly
AUGGCCCGCAGAGUCAUGCAUGCCCUGAGAUGGGGAAGGCGAGACGCAUCACAUGGACUGCUCUUCACCAAGAAGGCCUUCUACGAGCAGAAUUCCACCUUACUUUUGUGGAGCGGGGUUCCUGCUUCAUCGCGGGAGAAGUGGUGCACAUCCUUGAAUGCGUACAUGUUGGAAUCCGGUGACAAUGACGCUAUCCAGACACCCUUCGGCAGCAUUUUGGAGAGGAUCAGGAGCAAGGACUCUGAUGAACAGCUCUUGCAAGGGUGCGCGUGGUCUGAGCAGGAACCCAUCUGGCAAGCAGCGUCAGAUGCCGUUGUCUGGCGAAGUGGAGAUUCUUUGGUGCGCUUUCUGGUGAACAAACCCUUGAGCGGUCAUGGAACUUUGCGGGAGAGCACCUUCUUCCGCGCCGAGCUCCCCACGCUCGCUAGGUAUCCGCCCACUGAGGGCCUUCGGGUGCUCAACGAACACCCUGUCGUCAAGUGCCACCACCUCAUGCCUGUUAUUCGAAACAAAAUUGAAAGUAACGGGCUUCUAGAUGACUGGCGCAAGGUGAGGACCUUCUCGUGUGUAGACGUUUUGACCUUCCAGCAGUCAUCCAUGAACCUCACAGAAUCGGGGCGAAAGCUUCUGGACAGCAAGGCGACUGAGUUUCUGAAGCCAGGGGAGCAGUUGGAGUCGGAGUGUGACAUGAAGUUCUCUACCUUGGAAGGAUAUAAGAGCUGCCGUGACAGGGGCCAGAUCGACUUCGGGAUCUUUCAGAGGAUAGCGCGUCAACUUCCACCUGAGUACGCACCGGAAAUAACAAGCUUAAGGCUUCCCCAGCUGUCGAAGAAACUCAAGCAGCUCCCGCUAAUGCUGCCGGACAUUCUGGAGAUGUUCGACUCCUCCAUAUCCCUAGAGCUGUGCCUUUGGAAGUCUCUUGAAACGGCGCAAGCGCAACACUCAACAGUUUGGUUUACGAGGUCUCUACAGAAGGACUUUCUUCCGAGAGACCUCGAGGCUGCAUGCCGAAAGGGAGCGGCAAAGUUGCUGCCAGGGCUCCUGAAGGCUUUAGAUGACUCUCGGCCGCCUGUGCGCCAAGCUGCAGCUGAAGUCUUGGGGUUCAUCGGCAACGGCAACGGGGCAGAACUCGCUGUCCCGAAGCUACAGGCUCUAGUCAAGAACUUCUCUUCUGAUGAGCAUGUCCAAAUACAAGCAGCUAAAGCAUUGGGCUCUAUUCGGAGAGAGGCGACCGAAGAAGUGUUGCCGGAGCUCGUGAAGGCUUUGCACGACUCUGAUGAUGCUGUCCGCGGCCGUGCCGCUGAAGCACUGGGCUUUUUGGGCAAAGAGGCAUCAGGAGCCGUGCCAGAGCUGUUGAAGGCCAUGCGAAAUUCCACUUGGGCACUAUCCAAAGCCUCUCAUGCAUUGGGGUCUAUCGGCAAAGAAGCAAAGGAAGUCGUGCUGCCCCAGCUCCUGGACGCUUUGGACGACUCUGAUACCUCCGUCCGCAAAGGCGCCGUAUCAGCAUUGGGGGAUAUGGGCGAAGAGGCAAAGGAAGGGGCGCCCAAGCUGAUGAAGGCCUUGCAUGACUCUGAUGGUACUGUUCGCAUUUAUGCCGCUGGCGCACUAGAAAAGCUGGGUACGGAGGCGUUGGGGAAGCUCGCAAAGAACGUGCACCACUAUGAACCUUGGGUCCGCGAACAUGCCCUUCGAGCAUUGACGUCCAUCGGCAAAGAGGCUAAAGAAGCCGUGCCGGAGCUAGUUGAUGCAUUGGACGACCCUCAUUUUGAGGUCCGCGCAUCUGCCGCACAACUGCUCGGGUCCAUGGGUAAAGAGGCAGUCGAAGCCGUACCGAGACUCGGAAAAGCUUUAGUGGCUGACCGUCAUUAUUACGUCAAGAAUGUCGCCGCCUUUGCAUUGAGCCAAAUCGGCAAGGAGGCAAAGGAAGUUGUACUGCCGGAGUUCCGGAAGGCCUGUGGCGAUUCUGAUAAUUGGGUCAGAAUCUUUUCUUGCAAUGCAAUGAGGUUCAUGGGCAAACAGGCAAAGGAUGCCGUACCGGAUCUCGCGAAGAUGCUGGAGGACUCUGAAGUGGAUGUGCGCAAAGCUGCCGCUAAAGCAUUGCGGUCCCUUGGCAUGGAGGCAACAGAAGCCGUCCCGAAUCUUUUGAAGGCUUUGGUCGAUUCUGAUGCUUCUGUCCAAGCACUGGCCGCUCUGGCACUGGGGCGCAUGGGCCACUUCACAGAAGCCAAGGAAUCCCUGUUGCGGGAACUCCGGAAUAGCUUGCAGGACACGGAUGAAGAAGUCCGCAAACGUGCUGCUCUGGCAGUGUGGGAAGUAGCCAAAGAAGGGCCGGAAGAGGGAACGUUGACUGAAGCAGUGCCGGAGCUCACGAAGGCAUUGCAAGACUCUGAUUCUUCUGUCCGCUUCUAUGCCGCCAAAGCCUUGGCGCUCAUGGGCCAAGAGUUGGACGAAGCCGUGCCAGAGCUCCUGCAGGAGUUGGACGACCCGCAGGCUGAAAUCCGUAUCCAUGCCGCUGAAGCAAUUGGCUCCAUUGGCAAAGAGGCAGAUGAAGUUCUGCACCAGCUCCAGAAAGCAGCUGCGGGCGAUCCUGAUUCCAAUGUGCGUGGAGCUGCCCUUUCAGCCUUGAGAGCGCUCAGGGGAAAGGUGCUAACUUCGACGUCACCUGGCUAA